CUGUGUAUAUAAGCAACCCCCUGAAUCGCGAGCCGCAUCUCUUCUCUUCUCCCGGUCCAUCUCUUGUUCGAAUUAAGCUAGUAGUAUUACCGGUGUGAUUAACAAAGGAGUGGAGGGGCUUAACAAGCGGGGCAUGAGCCGUAUGGGCAGCAACGGCGGUGGCAAGCUGGCGAGCUGGCUGUGGCGCGCGCCGCGGCGGGCUCUGGUCCGGGCGCGCGACCUCUACGUGCGGAGCCUCACCAGCUGCGCGGGCCAAUUCCCAUCCGACGCCUCCUUCGGCUACCCGUCCUUCGCCGCCGCGCCUGCGCCGUGCAGCAGGGCCGCCGGCUACCACAGCUUCUCCGCCUCCCCCUCAUCCUCCUCGCGGUCCUACGGCGGCGACGGCGACCUGCGGGAGCUUAUGCGCGCCGCGUCGGAGAGGCGGGCGGCCCCGGAGCGCCCGCCGGCCGUGCCCAGGAGCCGGAGCGUGGCCAUGGCGAAGAUCGACGAGGACGGGCCGUGCGAGUUUGGUCUCGCCGGCGACGGCGUGGCGUUUGCCAGGAGCCGGAGCUGCGCCGUCUCCGCCGGCCGGGCCAGUGGGCAGAGGGGGAGGGCCGCCCAUGUGCCUGUGUCUUGAUCGAUUGUUGCACUGGGAAGCUUGCCUCGCGUCCAGCCUUCCUCUGUUUUUCCCCUUCGACUUCGAGUGUGCAGAAAUCUGCAAUCGUGCUGUAAAUCUAGUUAAGAAAGCUUUGUAGAGUAUGCCUUGUGCUCUGUUAAUCCUUCUCGCACCAUUCUGUUCUGUCUGGAAAUUAUUCUGGCGCAUUCGCUUGUAGUAAUAUCUUCCGCGCAGCAGUCGCAUGAUAUGCG
This is a messenger RNA of Triticum dicoccoides, 846 nucleotides long. RefSeq lists its product as uncharacterized. Lineage: Eukaryota; Viridiplantae; Streptophyta; Magnoliopsida; Poales; Poaceae. The transcript has a single exon. Bases 134 to 616 code for a protein of 160 amino acids. The record is from RefSeq and is a predicted model, not a curated record.